AGAAAUUCAUAGAGCAUGGCGGACUACGGAGGCGGCUACGGCGGUCGGGACGGAGGUCGCGGGUACAACGAUGGCCCUCGGGGCGGCUACAACGACCGGGGCUUCCAGGACGGCAACCGCCGCCGGAAGCGCUCAGACGACAUGUCGGACAACUAUGGCAACAAGCGCCACCGCAACAACUACAACCAGCGUGGCGACUACCGCGACAACUACCGCGGUCGCCGCGACGACAACUACCGCGACAACAACCGCAACGGCGGUGACGACGACGUCUUGGAGCUCAAGCGACGCGUCAUUACGCUCGGCGACAGCGUGAACGUGAGCGACACGCACGCCGUGCGCGACGUGCUCUCGCGCUGCGGCGAGUGGCUCGGCGAGCAGCUCAUGUUCCAGGCGCAGGAAAUCGCGGCGCUCGUCGUGACGUGCGCGGGUCGCCUCAGCGCCAAGAGCGAGUGGUACGCGCUGCUCACGACGCUCCUCAACGAAAAGAAUGGCGUCUUUGGCAAAAAGGUAGUCGAGCUCGCGUGCCAAGCGAUCCAAACCGACCUCAACUGGUGGCAAUCCGAGGACGACCCCGCUGAGGGCACGACCGAGCUCUUGCGCAUCAAGCUUCUCGUGCGCUUCCUCGGCCACCUCGCAACGACCAAGAUGAUUGUGGCGGCCGACGUGAUCCAGCUCCUCGCCCACUUUGUCGCGCUCUGCACGCCCGAGCCGAUCGAGCCCGACAACCGGGCCCAGCAAGAUGCGACCGCGAUCAAGGACUACAUUGCGUACAUCGUCCUUGACACGCUUCUCCACUGCGGGCAUGCGCUCUCGGUGGCCGCCGAGGAGCCGUUCGACGAGCUCAUCGCACAGCUCACGACGUACAUGGCGUUCCGGGAAGUCGACACGACCCACUCGCGCUUCGUGCCCUCCAACAGCUGGGUCGUCCAGCGCGUGCGCCUCAACAUGCUCUGCGACCCGGAAGACGACGACGUCCUCGGCGUGGCCAAGGCGCUGGACCCGCUGGCCGCCACGUGGACGGCGGUCGAGCAGCUCGUGGCCGGCCUUUCGCGGGACUCGACCAAGUCGGACGUCGCGCUCUACAAUCCGUCGCAGUCGACGUGGAAGGUCGCUGCGCUUAUGUACCCGCAGCAGUUCUUCAUGACGGUCAUCAAAAACACGGUGCCCUUUGCGCUGCCAACCUCGGCGUUUCCGUUUACGCUCGAGCUGUCGGCCAUUCACGCCAAGAAGCUGCCGUCGUACUCGGUCGUCUUUCGCAUCCUCAACGACGAGAGCGGUCCGAUGGGUAUCGCGAUUGCGCAAAUGCACUUGCCGUCGUACCUCGUCGCCCGGAGCUACUUUGAAGACAUUCUCAAGGCGUUUGCGCCGUCGGUCGCCGAGACGUCCAAGCAACUGCUCACGUGUGCGCAUUGGCUCAACGCGCGCUUGGACAACGUCCAGGCCGAGUUUAUUCUCGUCGAGACGCUUCUCGUGCACAUUUUGCAGCACCGCGACGUGCCGUUUGGCGGGGCCGUCCUCUACCAGAUGCUCAAGCAAGACGCCAAGACGAUCCAGAGCGCGCUCGCGAUCCUCAUGGAGCUCCUCUUCCGGCAGAUUCCCAACAUGCAGAUGGGCACGCUCGACGUCUUUGUGCGCUUCUUCUCGCUCUUCCUCUCCAACUUCGAGUACAAGUGGCCGUGGGCGCACUGGAACUACGUGCUCGACGCGCAGGCCGACGACGCGCAGCGCCUCUUUGUCUCGGCCGUCCUCGAGCGCUGCGUGCGUCUGAGCUACCGCCAGCACAUGCAGUCGGUGCUCCCCGAGGCGUUCCACAUGCUUUUGCCGCCCAACCCGCUGCACAUCAUUCGGUUCCGCCAAGACGAAGCCGGCGCGUUUGAAGCCAACAUGAACGCGACGCUCCAGGAUGUGUACGAAGACAUUCUGUCCAAAAUCAAGGCGCGGGACGACGCGGCGGUCAUUGAAGCGUGGUGCACCGAAAAGAAGGCGUCGCUCGACAAGGCGAUCGUGCUGGAAAUGGUCGUCUCGGCGCUCCUUGAAGCCGGCUCGGCCACGUUUACGCACUUUCGGAGCCUCUUGGAGAAGUACCAAGAGCUCUUGGCGACGCUCACGGCGUCGACGGACGAUGCGCUCGCCGCCAUCAACGCGGUCGGCGCCGUUUGGGAGCAGUCGCCGCAACACGUGAUUCUCAUUCUGAGCCUCAUGAUGCGCCACAAGGUGCUCACGUCGACGGCGAUCUCGACGUGGAUGUUUAGUGCCGACGCUGUCCAGCAGUACAGCUGGCAUUAUGUGUGGGAGAUUCUCGACAACUCGAUCGUCUACGGCAUCGAGCGCGUUGAAGCCAACCCGGAGGACGCGGCGGCGCUCGACGACCUGCAAGCGAUGCUCCGCGCAGUCCUCGAGGGUUUCAUGAAGGUCAUUGCGGACCACAAGUUUUCGUGCGACAAGGAAGGCACGUCGUUCAAGGACAAUUGGUACAACAGCACGCUUGCGCGCAUGAAGGCGGUCGGUCGGCGCUUCCGCGUCGCGCUCCAGCCGCUGUUGCCGGCGCUCGAGAGUGGUGUGUUUGCGGCCGCCGGCGCCGAGCAGGACGUGUGCACAGUCUUCCACUACAUCAAAGAGUCGUAUCAAGCCAAGUAGGAUCGGUCGACGACGAAACAACUAAGAGCAACUAAGAGCAGACGACGCUUAUAUAUCGACGGCAAAUUAAGACUUUUCCAACUCAA
Molecule: messenger RNA, 2726 nt
Organism: Saprolegnia diclina VS20
Lineage: Eukaryota; Oomycota; Saprolegniomycetes; Saprolegniales; Saprolegniaceae
Exons: 7
Coding region: 16-2640 (874 amino acids)
Biological process (GO): nuclear-transcribed mRNA catabolic process, nonsense-mediated decay; mRNA export from nucleus
Cellular component (GO): nucleus; nuclear cap binding complex
Molecular function (GO): mRNA binding; protein binding; RNA cap binding
Source: RefSeq, a predicted model, not a curated record